Messenger RNA from Plasmodium inui San Antonio 1, 1314 nucleotides. RefSeq lists its product as hypothetical. The coding region runs from base 1 to 1314 and encodes 437 amino acids. The record is from RefSeq and is a predicted model, not a curated record. Lineage: Eukaryota; Apicomplexa; Aconoidasida; Haemosporida; Plasmodiidae. The transcript has 5 exons.
AUGAGUAACUCCCCAAGAUUUUCGGACUGGAUCAGAAGGAGAAUCUGGGAAAAGAGGGGGAACGAAGCCUCAAGGGAGGAGUCCCUGACACAGCUCAAGUUGCAUGAUUUGGUCCCAGAACAGCAGGGCAGGGCGGAUCAGAUCUCCAGGGACAGAUGGAAUAAUCUGGAGUCCAGAGGGGAAAUCUCAAUGAAAGGAAUAGAGGUAAGGGCGAGACUUCUAUGUCAGGCUAUAGAGGUAUGGGUCAAUAACCUCCCUCAAGAAGAAGAUGGAAUAUGGCAAGAGGCCGGGGCUGACUGUCUUAAGAAGCAAACGGGAUUCUUAUUCGGGGGGGCAGCACGUGACUCCUGCAAGAUAAAUACGAACAAUAAUAACUGGUCAACACUGAGUGCUAGAAGGCAACUAUAUAGAAAUCAGGACUACCAGAGGGACCUAGCCGUAUGUAUGGAUAUGAUGAGCAUAAUUUUAGUGCUAUACCAAAACAUAACACCAACUGUCAAGGGAUGGAGGAUAGAAGGGAAGGACGCAUGUACGGCAAUGUACGAUGAACUCAGAAGCUGGGGAGGCCCAGGAGUGGCACAGGAAAUUAUGAAAGAAUGGUUUUAUAACAAAACGGAAGGAGAGCUCCCCCCCUCGGGUCUCCCUAUAAGGACAGCAGGAACAUCAACAUCCGGGAUGUGGGGAGACUUUAUCAAGGCGGCACAAAGUUACAUCGUUCAGUUACAGUGCUACCAGACAAGCGGGGAAAGCGAUCAUAAGUGGGAGACAACAUGUGUCCAGACUAAGAACGAAACCAAUUGUGAAAAAAAGGAAAACGACCAGCAGGCAAUUACAAAUUACAAAAAGAGUAGAUCUAUCCCGAAAGCGUCACAAUCAAGGAUGCUGAAUAAGGAGUCGAACCCGUACCGUCAGAUAAAGACUAGGGUUCGAAUCCAGGCCCUGACACAGCACACGAAGGAGGCAGACCAAAACAUAACCCAGAUGAUAACAGCUGACGAGAGGAGGGACUCCCCACAACCCCCCGAAGCAGGCGUUAUUCAGGGAAUAUCCCAGAUUAAGGAUACAUCCAAGACUCCAGGACUCGUGGAGGGUAGCCUAAUCAACAAGGACAGGAAACCAGAAAGGAAACCCCAACAUGUGAAGACGCUGAGCAACAUCUGCUUCAGUAGAUGCCUGAAGGGUAUGAAUCACGGAGCUCAUGGGGUAGUUUACGAUGAUGAAGUUCUGCCCAAGAGGGCCAAUCUGAAGUGGAGAGACAAAUACAACAGCCACACCGACCCAUCCAGAGUCUCCCGCAGCUCCCAGCGAUCCUGA